UACUGAUAUAUAGGUCUCACCAAGUCCUAAUUUGCUGGAUGGUAUACUCCUCGAUACCAAUACAUUUACAUUGAUAUUUGUUCCGUUCAUCUCCAAUAGCGCCUCGCCAAGUUCACGCACAGGCAACCUCGAACUUUGUGCCAUGCAGACUCCCCCUCCCAGUCCGGAUUCGUUCCUGGUCAUGAGUCCACCGGCCGACCAGCGGCUGAUCGUGGUCUCAAACAGGCUACCUGUCACCAUCGAGAGAGACAGUGAUGGCAAAUAUGGUUUCAAGGAAUCUAGCGGAGGACUCGCUACAGGUAUGAGUGGAGUCAAACGUGAGUCCGAAAUGGUCUGGUACGGCUGGCCUGGGAUGGAAAUUCCUUCGGACGAGGAACCCAAUAUCACCCGGGCCCUACGCGAGGAACAUAACGCUGUACCUAUUCUCGUGGAUGACGACCUAGCUGAAUCCUAUUACAACGGGUUUUCAAACUCCACCCUAUGGCCAUUACUCCAUUACCAAUCCAACGCCAUUAAGUUCCGUCAAGACGAAUGGAAGGCCUACCAGCAGGUCAAUCAACGGUUUGCAGAGAAGCUGGCGACCGAUAUCCAGGACGGUGACUUUGUUUGGAUCCACGACUAUCAUCUCAUGCUCUUGCCUCGAAUGCUUUCCGAAGCAGCCAUGAAGCAGAGCAAAAGAAUCACGAUUGGCUUCUUCCUGCACACACCAUUCCCCAGUGGAGACAUGUUCAAAGUGCUCCCUGUUUGGGAUCAGAUCCUGGAAGGUCUCGUACGUUGCAAGACUAUCGGCUUCCACACACAGACCUACGCCCAGAACUUCGCUCGCACUUGUUGCGAUUACCUGAACUACGAACAGUGUCCCACCGGCAUAGAAAGAUACGGGAAUGUCAUCAACCUCGGUAUCUACCCAAUCGGGAUAGACGUGCCCAAAUUUAUCGACCAUAUGGAGAACAAGUCGAGACAAGAGCAGGUUAGAGACAUGCGGAGAAGCUACAAUGUCUGUAAAUUGAUCAUUGGGGUCGAUCGCCUCGACUACACGAAAGGCAUACCUCAAAAGAUCACGGCAAUGGAGCAUUUCUUGGACACCAAUCCCCAUCUCGUCGGGCAAGUCAGUAUGAUCCAGGUCGCUGUCCCCAGCAGGCAAAGUGUCCAAGACUACAAGGACCUUGCGACAGAUCUCCACCUUCAGGUCGAAGCCUUGAACAGGAAAUACGGGUCCAACGACUACAAGCCUGUCCAUCUUCUCCACCAGAGCGUACCGUUCGACCAGCUAAUCACCAUGUACGCUGCGUCAGAUAUCUGCUUUGUAUCCUCGAUUCGUGACGGCAUGAACCUCGUCUCGUACGAGUACGUCGCCACCCAACGUGAGCGCAAGGGCGUUCUCCUCCUUUCCGAGUUCGCCGGUGCAGCCGAGCAAUUGACGGGAAGCGUCCUGUUCAACCCCUGGGACACAGACGGCACAGUGGAGGCCUUGCGUCGCGCCGUCACUAUGGGCGCAAGCGAGCGCAGCGCCAACCAGAAGAAGUCUGAGGACUAUGUCCUUCGGAACUCGAGUUCAGCGUGGGGCAAAUCCUUCGUGUCGGACCUCAAGUCGAUGAGCGGCAAGUCUGUGAAAAACGGUCCCAACGUUCGAGACUUUGGUGUGGAAGGCGAUAUGAAGAAGGGCAGAGUCCCCAAAUCCAAUCGACCUCCCAUUUUCAGCACACUUACCAUUUGAACACCCUUGGCACGUCGCUCGCUAUAUUCUAGAAUAGUUUAGACGCAUGCAGAGGGCGCAACGGAAUACUACACACUAAUAAACACACUACAUAUCACGGUCAUGAUCAUCUUACCCCAGUCUGAUGUA
Exophiala viscosa is the source of this 1846-nucleotide messenger RNA. RefSeq names its product alpha,alpha-trehalose-phosphate synthase. Gene Ontology annotation, biological process: trehalose biosynthetic process; cellular response to heat. Gene Ontology annotation, cellular component: cytosol; alpha,alpha-trehalose-phosphate synthase complex (UDP-forming). The transcript is spliced from 3 exons. The coding region runs from base 143 to 1717 and encodes 524 amino acids. Gene Ontology annotation, molecular function: trehalose-phosphatase activity. The record is from RefSeq and is a predicted model, not a curated record. Lineage: Eukaryota; Fungi; Ascomycota; Eurotiomycetes; Chaetothyriales; Herpotrichiellaceae.